Molecule: messenger RNA, 1302 nt
Organism: Zea mays
Lineage: Eukaryota; Viridiplantae; Streptophyta; Magnoliopsida; Poales; Poaceae
Product: proteasome subunit alpha type 3
Biological process (GO): ubiquitin-dependent protein catabolic process
Cellular component (GO): proteasome core complex; proteasome core complex, alpha-subunit complex
Source: RefSeq, marked validated
GACCCGAUCCGGAUCCGGACUAUGGUCUGUCUAUAUUGAAUAAUCACUCUUCUCCGUUCACACCCUGUGCGCGCGGGCUCUCUUCGUCGUGCGGCAACUGCGCGACCGCCGACGCCCGACGGCAGGUGCACCAGGUCUUCGUCGACCCCUUCGCAAGGCCUCGGUUCCAUCCUUCGCCGGAGGCGACCGCCCGUCAACAGGACUUGAUCUACUACUCACUAGCGGUGUAGAGGUGAAGAUAAGAACUUGACCAUGAGCAGCAUAGGCACAGGUUAUGAUUUGUCUGUCACGACCUUCUCCCCAGAUGGUCGUGUCUUCCAGGUCGAGUAUGCCACCAAGGCCGUCGACAACAGCGGGACUAUUGUUGGGAUCAAGUGCAAAGAUGGCAUUGUCCUGGGUGUCGAGAAGCUGGUAACCUCAAAGAUGAUGCUGGAAGGAUCAAACCGAAGGAUCCAUUCGGUGCACCGUCACUCUGGCUUGGCUGUUGCUGGUUUAGCAGCAGAUGGCAGGCAAAUUGUUUCAAGGACCAAAUCAGAAGCUGCCAGUUAUGAAAAGGUCUAUGGAGAACCCAUUUCUGUGAAGGAAUUGGCUGAUCGUGUGGCAAGUUAUGUUCAUCUUUGCACGCUGUACUGGUGGCUCAGGCCUUUUGGUUGUGGUGUUAUUCUUGGAGGUUAUGAUAGGGAUGGGCCACAGCUCUACAUGAUAGAACCCUCAGGAGUUUCCUACAAAUACUUCGGUGCUGCAUUGGGGAAGGGAAGACAGGCUGCAAAGACUGAGAUAGAAAAGUUGAAACUUUCGGAGCUUACCUGCCGGGAAGGCAUUGUUGAAGUUGCAAAGAUAAUUUAUGGAGUGCAUGACGAAGCGAAGGACAAAGCUUUUGAGUUGGAGUUGAGCUGGAUCUGUGAUGAAUCGAACCGCCAGCAUCAGAAGGUUCCAAAUGAACUGUUGGAGCAGGCCAAAGCUGCUGCUCAGGCAGCUCUUGAGGAGAUGGAUGCUGACUAAGAAACAGGACGAUUUGCCCAGACUUGGUGUUUUUGGUGCUGUUGAAAUCUCCGAUCCCUUUGGGGUGUGACCCACUGGACAUGGCCAAUUUGUCACAAUUUAUUAUUUUGACCCAUGUCAUGUGAAACUCCUUUCGUUGAAGUCUGGUAUCUAGAUUGACUUGUAUCAGAGCUGUGGUUUACGCAGACUGGAUUCUGGAGUACUGGACUGUGUGUGUGUUUUUCGGAACUGUGCAUCUGACUUUUAGCUGUUCGUUGACUUUGUUUUUCUUUUUUCAGAUAAAGAGCUGUUUCUUGAUUU